This is a messenger RNA of Podospora pseudocomata, 3028 nucleotides long. RefSeq lists its product as uncharacterized. The coding region runs from base 506 to 1150 and encodes 214 amino acids. Lineage: Eukaryota; Fungi; Ascomycota; Sordariomycetes; Sordariales; Podosporaceae. Gene Ontology annotation, biological process: autophagy of mitochondrion. Gene Ontology annotation, cellular component: mitochondrion. The record is from RefSeq and is a predicted model, not a curated record. The transcript has 2 exons.
CCGGAUUUGAACCGACGCCUCCGAAGAGAUGAGAUUUCGAGUCUCACGCAUUAGACCACUCUGCCAUCGCGCCUUCACGAUAGUGGAUGUUGUUGGGGUGGCGGAUAUUGGGAAACAAGUUGCAUCGGGGGGUGGAUAUCUGCAGGAUGUCUUCUUCUGUGGUCUUCCAUCAUGAAUCAGGGUUAGGGUGUUCUAUCAGCUACCCCCUUGUUAACCUGAUCGAGCGAUGACGCAAAAGUGGAAACGGGCCGCUGUGAGUUGCAGCGGGGCCGGACCAAGAAGAUCCAGCCCCUCAUCUCCUCCUUUCGGCGGGGCGGGCUGUCCAACCACGCAAUAGGCAAGACCUUAAGCUUUAACCGUGAGCUCGGCUACACUGGCUUCUUACGACAACGACUUUGCGUCAGGCAAACGGUGAUACCUUUCGAACCUUCGACGGCCAUCCGCGCAUUUUGAUAAGGAAGUGAGACUGGAUUGAUCAAGAGAUUAAGCACACACUCGUAACAUCAUGGCAACGAGGGGCGUCUCGGCGCUCAAGUUUGUUGGAACUGUGUCGUUGGGGUUGUUGACGGGCCUCUCCUACACCCUAACAACCCUCACCAUCCCCUCCCUCCUCAACCUCCCCUCCGCCACCACAGCCCUCCGCGCCUUUGACUCCCUCACCACAACCUCGACCAAACAACUCCGAUCCCUCUCCGGCCUCUCCGGAACCGCCUUCCUCCUCGCAUAUUAUCUCUCCCCCAAACCCCUCCGCCACCCCUACCUCCUCUACACCUCGGUCCUCAUCCUCGGCUCCCAGCUCGUCGGGACGGAUUUGGUCGCUCCUUACAUCUCCCUCGGACCUUCUUCCCCCGCCACCACUGCCGGCAGCAAGAAGUCCUUCCCCCAGCAAAAGAAGAAGAAGCCCUCUGCCUCUGCCCGCGCGAGAAUGGAAGCCAGCUACGAGGUCCUUGGUGAAGAGCAAGAGGAAGAGAGCGAGGAGGAUGAGGUGUUGGAGGUUGGGGAGGAGGCAAACGGGGAGGAGGUGAGGGCCAAGGUGGAGGGGUGGCUCAAGAAGCAGGUUGUCCAGGUGUCUGUCUUGGGACUGGGGUUCUUCAUGUCGGUUGUGGGGAUUUGGGGGGAUGGGGUGGUGAAUGUUUAUGGGAGGGUUUAAAAAGCCCUGGAGUCAAGACAUGACUGAUCGAUCUCUCUCUCUUUUGUAUGAAAUGGAUGGAAUGGGAUGGGAUAUACGAAAGGGAAAUAACACAUGGGUAGGUGGGCAGCGGGGGAUUGUUUUGUUUUUCUGCUUUUUAGUUUGUUGAUGGAUGGAUGGAUAUGAUUUGUCUGCUCGCUCUCUCCCUUGGUGUCUUGUCAUAUCUUGCAGAAAAAGGGUGGUCCAACAAAGAAAGAUUGUAUCUAACUCUACAACGACAGCAGCAACAAGCAGGAAAUAGUAUUGGAGUUUUGGGGUGGGAAGGGGGUUUCUCUUGUCAGAUCAUCACUGCUCUUUACUGUACUUGGUACAGACAAUGCAUCUCCUAUUGGGUUUUAUUUGUGUUGCUGUUUAAUAUAGCCAGUCCUUUGAACAUGUGUGAAGCAGCCCGACAAGUCCGACUCGCCUUCAGGGCAUGUUUCUAAGCAUGUGUUCCAAUUCUCGACGUCGGAAUCUGAAUCCUUUGCUCAGCAUCAACACCACCUCUCAGACCUUGGUAACGGACACCUCUUUUAAAAAAAACACGCAUAAAGCCCCGAAAAAAAAAGAAAGAGAAAAUUAAAGACUGUUGCCUGAUGUAACGGCGCUCAAACAAAGGUUUCUAUAGAGUCUAAAGGUAUUCCGAGAUGCCUCAUAAGCAGAGCGGUUUCAAGAUGGUAGGUAAGGUAUCCAUACACACCAAGCCCAAGAGACUCAAAUCAGAAAAAGAGCGUCAACCAAAACAUGUUCCAUUCUCCCCUAGCCUGAUCCUAAAUUCUCUCCCACCUAAACAUUCCGCUGUGACAAGAAAGAUACAUGUAUCGCUUCCGAGUAAAACAACUCCUCCCCCUCGGCAUCUAAUCAUGGUAGAGGUGCUUUCGGGGCGCCAUAUUGCAUCAUACUAAUAAUUUUGUCUCUCUUUCUCUGGGGUUUCUGCUGCUGCUGUUGCUGCUGUUGCUGCUGCUGCUGCUGCUGCUGCUGCUUCUGCUCCAACUGCUGCUGCUGCGCGGCAGCCUCCGCCUCAGUGGCAGCCUUCUCGGCAGCAAUCGCAGCACGACUCUUCUCAAACUUCCCGGCAGCCCACGCGUCACGCCUCUGAUCCGUCACCUUCCGCUGCGCCACCCGGUCAAAAAUGUAAUGUCCCAGACAACGAGGCCACUUCGGAGCCGGAAUAAUGUCAUGCUCGCGAACGCCGGGAUACAAAUCCGCAAACAACCCAAACGGCCCAUCCUUGCUGUCCGCAGCCUCAAACGUCCUCAGAAUCCUCAUGUACACAUCCGGCAAGUGCUCUUCCUCCAUCUUGAGCCCACCCUCGUCGGGGGACGCGGUCCAAUCCUGCGGGGCAUACUCGGCGACACGUUCCUCCGUGAGGACCCUUCUCCUGCUGCUUUCUAUUCCCCUGUCGAGUAUGGACUGGAUCUCGAGAUAGCGUCUGGGGAUUUCCCUCGCCAGGUCGGGCGCCAUCUGGAUGAGGAUGAUGCAGGCCAUUCGGAUGUGGUCGUCGGUGAUGACGCCGGGUUGGAGUUCGGGGUUGGCAGCGGGUAUCCACGCCGGAAUGCGGAAGCCGUUUCUCACCUAGAAAAUGAUGAGUUUCCGGGGCAUGUCGAGCUCGUCAAGGUUGCCAACGGGGAAGGCUGGGAUGGGUCGCGGGCCGGCGUCCUGACCCAAUAUCUCGUAUUCAAAUUCGCGGGCAUCCCCGGAUUGGAUCUCCUCGGGGUAUCUGGUGGUGAUGUAUGGGCGCCAGUGGUCGACAUCCACAUAGCGCUGGAGGUAAUGGAGAUGGUGCGCUCUUGACUCCAUUUUUGAUUAAUGUCUGGGGUGACCGAGAUAGAGACUGUGCUGUAAGAUAGAGACUGCACU